AUGUCUCGUUUGAAAAUGAAAGUUAAGAGCACUACGAAAAAGACUAAUAAAGCACCUAGAUCAGUCACUGAAUCUAUGAAGGAGAGAUUCUUACAUUCCCUCGGCACAUCCGUUCAGCGCGUUCCAUUCGCUGUUACUCUCGUGUCGUUUCUCCUCACGUGUAGGAGCAACCCUCCAGAAGCUUCAAUGCUGGACACCACACAUGCUCCUUCCCAUCCUCACAGUAUUCGAGGACACCCUUCAGGCCGGCCACGCUCGUUGACAAUGCUAUACCACGACACAACCAAAUCUGCUUCGUCGAUAGUGACUUCAAGCACGGAUGUUCAGCAGAUGCCAGUCUCAGGUUGCCGCUAUCUGAGUGAUAUUGUUUCCCACCCACACCGACAGCGUAGACGUUUCGUUGCGUUGCGUCGCGGCGUGGCACCCUAUUUGCAGAUCAAGCAUCCAAGGGAAGCCGCGACGGACACGAAAAUCACAAGCCAAGUGGAUCAUUCCCCUGAUAUUCCCCACCUUAAAAGCGCGAUUAUCACCUCGUUCCCACGGCGUGUACCUGACCCAAUUUUGAUGUCUGAGAUUGAAUCUGCUGGUGGCGUGUUGCAGCUUUGCAAGCUUAAGCUUAACCUGCAGAGAGGGUCAUCGCAGGCUUUGUUCACUCUCCACCCGCUCUCGUUGGAGAUACAAAGGUUUUGGGUUGCACUGUGGGCGUGUCACAGCCCCACAAAUCGUUGCUUUCCCAGCUCGCAGUUGAAACAUUGUGGCUCCGGAGCUCUCUCCUCGGUUUUCAAUAUGGAGCGGAAGUUGCUGACUCUCGGUUUACUGCUGGUCGCGGCGUUCGCACUGGUGGAAGGAAAGGCUGAGCAAGUGCCGGCGCCUUCCGAAGCUUUCGAGGGUGCUCGGCGUCAGAAGGACAAUAGCUUUGAUUUCUUAUUCUUCGUGCAACAGUGGCCAGGAUCUUACUGCGACUCGAGACAGGGGUGCUGCUUCCCUGUGACUGGCGAACCAGGCCCUUACUUCGGCAUCCACGGCCUAUGGCCGAACCGCGACGAUGGCACUUACCCGGCCACAUGCAGCAACGAAGCAUUUGAUCCAAGCCUGCUUGCGGACGUGAUCGACAACUUGAACAAGAAUUGGGGAACCUUGGCUUGCAACUCAAAACGCGGCAACGAGGAUUUCUGGGAACACGAAUGGUCCAAGCACGGCACUUGUUCCGGCUUCACGCAGCGCGAAUACUUCCAGAAUUCCGUCGAUCUCUACAAUGACUAUGACAUCACAGGUGCCCUUCGGGAUGCAGGCAUUGUGCCGGACGAUCGCUUUUACUCGAUUGCCGAAAUCUCCAAGGCAUUUGCGAAUCUUCUUGGAUUUGCUCCUGAAAUUGAGUGCAACACAGAUCCCAAGGGAAAUAGACAACUCUAUCAAGUCUACAUUUGCGUUGCAAAGGAUGGAAAGACAUUGGUUGAAUGCCCUGCUUCCAUCCGCAAACCAUGCCAAGGCUCAGUCCAGUUCCCCGUGUUUGGCUCCAAUGACUCAGGUGACGUCAAACCUUCCGACACAGAAGUCAUUGCCGAUGAAUUAUUGGAUAUUUCACAAGCAUGAAGCCUUGGCUGACAUGGCUAUGGAAAUACUGAAAAACAAUCAAGGAAGUGUGAGGUGCUAUUGCGUGUUGCGUGACUUGAGGUUGUAUAAAGUUCUCCUCGACUCUUCAACCUGUGACUCUUACCUGUUUCCAG
Molecule: messenger RNA, 1727 nt
Organism: Physcomitrium patens
Lineage: Eukaryota; Viridiplantae; Streptophyta; Bryopsida; Funariales; Funariaceae
Product: ribonuclease 1
Biological process (GO): RNA catabolic process
Cellular component (GO): extracellular region
Molecular function (GO): RNA binding; ribonuclease T2 activity
Source: RefSeq, a predicted model, not a curated record